UCCGCCGUGGCGGGAAUUUCGCCUGUUUCUGUUUUAGACCCCACCGACGCCGCGGUUCUAGACUGGACAGCUGGGGCGGAUCUCCGGGACCGAAAGUGUGAGCCGGACAGGAAGUACAUAAUGGAUAACUGUUCCGCCGCGUCGAUGUUCCUGACCGACAGCUUGGAACUGGAGCUGGGGACAGACUGGUGCAAACCCCCAUGUUUUUCCUGUGGUUUUGACAACCGAGGAGGAGGAAGUCAUUUUUCUGGAGAGUCAUACCUUUCUAGCGGAGCCCUUAAGCGGUUAAUUUUGAAUCUUGAUCCUUUACCAACUAAUUUUGAAGAAGAUACAGUGGAAAUAUUUGGCAUUCAGUGGGUUACAGAAACAGCAUUAGUGAAUUCAUCUAGAGUGCUCUUCCAUUUAUUUAGGCAACAGCUAUACAACUUGGAAACCUUAUUACAGGCCAGCUGUGAUUUUGGGAAGAUAUCAAUUCUACACAGCAAAGCAGACAAUAUUAGGCAGCAGUGUGUGACAUUUCUUCAUUAUGUUAAAGUUUUCAUCUUUAGGUACCUGAAAGUACAGAAUGCUGAGAGUCAUGUUCCUGUCCAUCCCUAUGAGACUUUGGAGGCACAGUUUCCCUCUGUGUUGGUUGAUGAGCUUCAUGGAUUACUCUUAUAUGUUGGACAUCUAUCUGAACUUCCCAAUAUUAAUCUAGGAGCAUUUGUAAAUCAAAACCAGAUUAAGCUUUUUCCACCAUCAUGGCAUUUAUUACAUCUCCACUUAGAUAUCCAUUGGCUGGUGCUAGAAAUUCUUCACAUGCUUGGUGAAAAAUUGAAGCAAGUUAUAUAUGGUCAUCAGUUUAUGAAUCUGGCAGGAGACAAUUUAACUAAUGUCAGCCUAUUUGAAGAACAUUGUGAAAAUCUUCUUUGUGAUUUAAUAAGCCUGUCACUCAACAGGUAUGACAAGGUCAGGCCUUCUGAAGCAUUAAUGAGUCACCACUGCCCAUGUCCAUGUAUUAAAGAAUUAUGGGUUCUACUCAUUCAUCUUCUAGAACACAGAAGUAAAUGGUCUCUUUCAGAGUCAUUUUGGAACUGGUUGAAUAAACUGCUUAAAACAUUCUUUGACAAAUCAAGUGACCGAAGACGACCUUCUGUGCCUAUAAUCCAGCCCAGGGAUCCAUUAGGUUUUAGUUGGUGGAUCAUCACUCAUGUAGCAUCAUUUUACCAGUUUGAUCGCCAUGGAACACAAGAUGAAAUGAGACAAAUGGAAUCAAAUUGGAAUUUUGUAGAAGAACUGCUAAAAAAGUCCAUCGGUGUUCAGGAUGGUAUACCAGAAGAACAAUUACGAAUGCAUCUGCACUGUUGUUUGACGCUUUGUGAUUUCUGGGAGCCAAACAUUGUAAUUGUCACCAUUCUAUGGGAAUAUUAUAGUAAGAACCUGAAUAGUUCUUUUAGCAUCUCUUGGCUUCCUUUGAAAGGCCUUACACAUAUUAUUAAGUCACCCUUGUCUAUGCUAGAAAUGGUGAAGACUUGCUGUUGUGAUAAACAAGAUAAUGGCCUGUAUAAAUCCAGCAGUAGUUACACCAUUUUCCUUUGCAUUUUGGCAAAAGUUGUUAAGAAAGCAAUGAAGAACAAUGGCCCUCAUCCUUGGAAACAAGUCAAAGGAAGAAUAUAUUCUAAAUUCCAUCAAAAAAGAAUGGAAGAACUAACUGAAGUUGGUCUUCAGAACUUUUUCAUCCUUUUUCUACUCUUAGCAGCUGUUGCAGAAGUGGAAGAUGUAGCAGGUCAUGUGUUAGGCCUCCUGAAUUUCCUCAAGCCUUCCUUUAUAACAUCUCCUCUCAUUUGGAAGGGUCAAGUGGCCUUCCUCUUGAUGUAUAUCCAGAAAAAUCUGGACAUUGGUGUUUUGGCUGAGAAAUUUUCAGGUGCUUUUCGAGAGAAAGCAAAAGAAUUCUUGGUAUCUAAGAAUGAUGAAAUGGGACAAAGACAGACUCUCUGGACCCUUCUUUCCAUCUAUAUUGAUGGUGUUCAGGAAGUGUUUGAGACUAGCCAUUGCUUGCAUCCUUCCCAUGAAAAACUGCUUAAUGAUGGAUUCAGUAUGCUUCUGCGAGCUUGUCAAGAAUCUGAACUUAGGAUCGUGUUGAGCUUUCUACAAGCUGUUCUGGCCAGAAUCAGGAGUAUGCAUCAACAAUUGCGUCAGGAACUUCAAAAGGAGAAUGUGGACCUAACUGCGCAGUCUUCAUUAUCGGCUAAAGAGCGCCACCUUGCUGCAGUUGCCAGUGCACUAUGGAGACAUUUCUUUUCAUUUUUGAAGAGUCAGAGAAUGUCACAGAUAGUGCCUCUCUCAGAACUUGCGGACGCAGCUGCAGAUUUUACUUUGCUAGCAUUGGACAUGCCCAGCACAGCUCCAUCAGAUCUUCAGCCUCAGCCAGUUAUAUCAAUAAUACAGCUUUUUGGUUGGGAUGAUAUCAUCUGGCCCCAGGUUGUAGCAAGAUAUUUAAGUCAUUGCCUACAAAAUAGCAUGUUAUGUGAAGCACUUUCUCAUUCAGGCUGUGUAUCUUUCCAAGCCUUAACUGUAAGAUCAUGGAUUCGUUGCAUUUUGCAAAUGUAUAUAAAAAACUUCUAUGUGUCUGAUGAUUUGUUCAUUGAUAUAAAUCCUGGACAGGCAGUUGAAAAAGAGUACUUGGGACAGUUGGCUGAACUGACAAGGUUGCUAUUUAAACUCUCAGAAGUAAAGAAUAUUUUUUCAAAGGCUCAAGUUGAAUAUUUAUCCAGUCCAGAAGACCCUACAAAAGCACUUAUUCUAUUUUUUGAGGCUAUUGGUAUUACUUAUGGGAAUCUGCAGACACUUUCUGAUAAAUCUGCCAUGGUCACAAAGUCCUUAGAAUACCUUGGUGAAAUAUUAAAAUAUAUAAAACCUUAUUUGGGAAAAAAAAUUUCUAGUGCAGGACUGCAACUGACUUACAGGAUGAUGGGAAUUCUUGUUAAAUCAUGGGCACAGAUCUUUGCCACCUCUAAAGCCCAAAAACUAUUAUUCCGGAUCAUAGAUUGUUUACUGCUGCCACAUACAGUGUUACAGCAAGAGAAGGAACUGCCUGCACCUAUGUUGAUCGCAAUUCAAAAGAGUCUUCCUUUGUAUCUCCAGGGCAUAUGCAUUGUAUGUUGUCAGUCUCAAAAUCCAAAUGCCUAUUUGAACCAGUUACUUGGGAAUGUCAUUGAGCAGUACAUUGGGCGGUUUCUUCCAGCUUCACCACAUGUUGCAGGACUUGGACAACACCCUGUUCUGAUGGCACUGAGAAACUCCGCCACUCUUGCACCGAUGUCACUUCUAAAGAAAUGCAUUAUACAAGUCAUAAGGAAGUCCUACUUUGAGUGUAAAGGGUCCCUGUUCCCUCCUCGCUUGGCAUCUAUCCUGGCCUUCAUCCUCCAGCUCUUCAAAGAAACUAACAUAGACAUUUCUGAGGUUGAACUGCUCCUCCCUGGCAUCUUAAAAUUGUUGGUGUUGGUCAGCGAACCCCAAGUGAAAAGGCUGGCCACAGAGAACCUGCAAUACAUGGUAAAAGCCUGCCAAGUGGGGUCAGAAGGAGAACCCGCCGCCCAGCUGACUUCUGUGUUUAGGCAUUUUAUCCAGGAUUAUGGUACGAGGUACGAUAAUCAGAUUUACGGCAUUUUAGAAACAGUAGCAGCAUUGGACCAGCAGGUUGUUAUCCAUUUGCUUUCUACCCUCACUCAGUCUCUGAAGGAUUCAGAGCGGAAAUGGGGCCUUGGCAGAAAUAUCGCACAAAGGGAAGCCUAUAGCAAACUUUUAUCUCACCUAGGACAAGUGGGACAAGAUGAAAUGCAGAGACUGGAGAGUGAUAAUACCUAACAUAUUUUGUGAUUUGCCUUCUCUGUUAUAACUAUCUGAAGCCGCUUUGCACCAUUCUGAUUCAUACUUUUAAUUGUGUGAUGUUCUGUUAAAAAUUCUUUCUAGGAUUUUUUUCUUACAUACCUGUAAGUAUAAGGUACAUAAAUAAGGAAAUAAAGGUUAAUUAAAUAUAUUUUAGGACCUUUGGAACUUGGCAGAAUUGCAUUCUCUUUUGAAGAGUUUUUAGUUUAACUUAAAGGAACCUUUUCUAACUGUGAGUGUUACAUGUGUAUGUCUGUUAAGUAGAUUUGCACCAGUCAUUCCAGGAACUUUUCACUGUAAUGUGACUUUCUGUCUUGUGAGUGAUUUGUUUUGUUUCUUACAUGUUUUAAUAUGAUGUGGGUGUUUUUUUGUUUUGUUUUAUUUUGUGUUUUUUAACAUUACCUGGCUGUUCUGUGCUAGUUUUGGGGAAAGGGGGGUUCAGGAGGUGGGAUUGUAUGUUUGUCAUCUUUUGUUAUACUGUGUCUAAGGCAAGUUAAUAAAUGCCCAGCACACUUAGCUCUGUGAGGAAUGAGGCUGAGUCUGGCCAAAUGAAUAUACAGAUAGUAUAUAAAAUGUUUUAAAACUUAAGCCAACAGUGUUUAUGCUUAGGUCCCAACAGUUGCCAGAUUUUUUUUUUUCUUUAGUUGUCCUUCUUUUGGGGAAUUUAUUAAAAGACCUCUAUCAGGAGGAGGAUAAAUAAGACCCUUUAAGAAAAGAGAAAAUAACAUCUAAAAAAAUCUUCAGGUUACAUUAUUAACAGAAGAUUUCUGAGAACUCAGCCCAUUUAUCUCCUCAUCAAUUAGAGCCUUUUAUAAUUUAGCAUCUUACAUUAUGUUUACAAGGAACCAGUUUACUUUCCUUUAGCAGCUAUUGUGUCUCAACUCUUUAUUUCAUCCAGAUUUUUAUUUUACCAGUUGGGCUCUUAUCCUUGUCUCCUUUUUGUGGUGAGCUUUACUUGGUGAAAGAACUCCAGUCCUAGUGUUGGGAACCCACCUAGGUCUCAAAGCCAGCUCUGCUUUGUAAACCUGAGCAAGUCACUUAACCUUGCUGAGCCUCAGUUUCUUCAUGGAGAAAAAAAGAAUACUAAUCCUUUUUCUUUUUCACGGUGUCCUAGUAAGAAUCAGGGGAUAAUGUAUGUGAAUGUAUUGGUGACAUACAUUCUAUUUGAGGUGUGCAGACAUGAUUACUAAUCAUUCAUGCCCAAAGGUAAUGAACACCUCUCAAUUUUGUCCCUUUUUCUCUAAUAGGUCCUAGAUGAAUGAGCACGCCCCCCUUGGGACCCCCACCCCCCCGUUUUUUUUCUUCAAAUUUUUUCUUACACAUCAUGUUUGCUAACUUUGCAAUAACUUACUGUUUCCUUCUUGGGACUCUAGUCUUUAUCAUGGUUCUUCUAUUCCUCCUUUUCUAACUCAAGAAGUAUCUUUAAAGAUGAAGUGUAUUGCAGUCAGCGAACUAUACUUGUUAAUGCUGUCCUUACUGUAAUGUGUGAAGUCUAAAGGAGUAUCUGUUGUUUUCACAACAUACAAAUAGUUUAUCCCCCUGCCAGAUCAGCUAUUAGUACUUCAACAAAUGGAAUGAAUAAAAGCCUCGUUAAGGUUACUUAGUAGACUUUAAAGCAAUGAGUUUUUUAUUAUCGUAGUGACUUACUAAACUUAAUGUAUUGCUUUGCAGGUUUCAGCAAAUGAAGCGUACAUCUGUUUAAGGUGAUGCUUUUAAAGAAGUUAUUUAUGUGUAUUUAUAUUUUUAUUUCCAAAAUAGGAUUAAUAAGAUAGCUUUGAGAAUCAUGUUCCUUAGAAUAUGAAACUUUUAAGAGAUGAGAAAAGCCACUGCUGAAUCAUGCAUUAGGGCAUAUGUCUAUAGAUGCUAAGAAUAAAUAGUUUAUACUUUAAAAAUCCAUAACAAAAAAAAAUCUGUGACAAUACAUAUGUGUAAAUACAUGUGUUGAAGUGUGUUUUUAAUUGAAGAAAAAAAAAUUUAUGACUCAGUUCAUUUUCUUGAAAAUCUUCACAGACCCUUCACUUAAUAGGAUAAUCUUACCUUUUUUCUAUUCCCAGACUUAGAGUAAGUACCUUAUUCCUGCUUCCUUAAUAUGUAUUUACCCCUAAAGAACCUGUACUCUGUGGGGCUGCUGCUUCUAUCUCUCUAUUGUAAGCCGUUCUCUUUUGGUGCAGUCUGAGAGUACAUUCUCAUUUCUCAUGUCCUUUGGCCUGACAUCUGUGUUUUCCUUCAUCUUCUCAACCCUUCCUUGGUGCUACUCCUCCUCCCUACAUACUGUACUUUGAAAGCACCCUCAUGUUCUCCUUUCCGGUCCCCAGUGGUGAGAUGUGGCUCUUCACUUGCUCCGUCUCAACAUUCUUCUAGUAGUGAACUGCGAACACUAGCUCAAUUAUAAUUUCAUCUCUGAAGUCUAUUUCUAGUGCUAAUUUCUCUCUAAACCCCUCUAGUUGGAUCCUCCUGAAAUCUCAAGGCAACAUGUCAAGCUGCACUUGUCAAUUAUUUUCAACUAGCUGCUGCCUUUUCUACCCAGGGAAUACACUGUUUUCACAAGUUAUUUAGCCUUGAAACUUCAGAAGCAUCUUGGAUUCUUACAUGUCCCCCACUUUCAGGUGAUCACCAGUACAGGCUCUUGGUAUUUUUUUCUUUUUUCCAUCCUAUACACCCCAACUGUCUUUCCUACUGUGCUCUAUUGAUCUUCUUACCUCCUUAUCUCUGAUCUUCUUCCCUGUAAUUCAUCCUCACACAGUUCUGGCAUUAGUGUUGCUAAAAUAAUCCUUUCUUCCUGUUACUUUUCUGCUCAAGGACCUCCAGUUACUUGCCAGUGUCAAUAAGCUGACAUUCAGAGUCUUCAGGAGACUUUCUGCCAUCCGACUCUACCUUUUCUAUGCAAACUUAACUCACACAGGAGACUAGACUGCCUUAGACAUCUGAAUGCCAUGUUCAUUCUGCACUCUGAGCUUCAUUCAGCUUGCCAGGAGAGAAUACUACCCUUUCUAUAGAAACCUAGCCUUAAGACACUUAAGUAGGAAGACAGUUAAAAUAUAAGUAUUCCAGUCAAAUAAUUUCUGUAAAAUAUCAGAUGGAAUAUAAAAGAGAUGAUUGAAGGACAACAGAGUGGUAGAAAGGACUUUAUUAGACAUUCAGAUUUGGUUAUGAUUUAAAUUUUAAUUGAACAUUUAAUUAGGUUUUCAUGGGGGAGUAAAAAACAUGGAGUAUGAUCUCUGUACAGAAAUCUUUUAGUAUUGACUUCAUUUGCAUUAGAAGAGUUUCAUAGUUUAAAACUUUUAUAUCUUUACCUAUUCCUAGCAUAUUUUUUCUUAAGCCUAUUUGACUUUUUCUACCUGGGCAUCUAUAUUAAAAACAAAAACAAAAACAAAACUUACCUGUAGCCUGUGUGUGUGUUCUUUACCCAUUAUUAUUUUCUUUCAUGCUUCAUCACAAAUUUUUAAAACUAUUUUGUUCUUAAAGAAUUACGUGUACUUUAACAGAAUCUUUGACAGCUUUUAUUUUUACAUCCCUUUGUUAAAAUUAUCUGUUCUAUAAAAAUUUGACAAGUUUCUGCAGUUGGGAAAAGCCUCUAGGAAACCUGUCUUCCCUCAAUCCUAUAGAUUUUAUGUAAACCUUACAUUUUUCCAAAAGCUCUUCUCCUGCCUUCUCCUCCUAGGGUUAAAAAUACUGCCUUGUCAGUCAAGUACAUAGCAUGCCAAUAUAAAUACCAUGUUUUGUUUGCUUAAGACAGUUGGUUUGGGAAGCUAGCAAAGUAGCAUAUUUUUUCACAUAUUUAAUAAGAUAUAAGAUUUGUACUUUGAUUCAGUGAUAAUCUAUAUUGCUAAGAUUACCAAAAUAAGUACUACAUGAUUGGAAUUGAAUAACUUCUGCUUAUUAAAGUUUUUGGUGUGCUAGUAGUUAUCCAGUUUAUAGCAUUUAUUGCAUUUGUGAAUUGUGUUUUCAGAAAAUGCUGGGCCUUAUUGUAUAUUGAUAAGUUAAUUGUGCAUAUAAUAAUUUUUUAAAUGUAUAUAUUUAGUUUAUACUUCAUGAUUAUUACACUUCCUUUUUUAUGAAAGAUUUGAAAACCAAAAUAAAAAUGAACCAUAUUACUUGGAAGAA
Messenger RNA from Lynx canadensis (Canada lynx), 7971 nucleotides. RefSeq names its product MMS22 like, DNA repair protein (gene MMS22L). Gene Ontology annotation, cellular component: nuclear replication fork. Gene Ontology annotation, biological process: double-strand break repair via homologous recombination; replication fork processing. NCBI's taxonomy places the organism in Eukaryota, Metazoa, Chordata, Mammalia, Carnivora, Felidae. The coding region runs from base 121 to 3846 and encodes 1241 amino acids. The transcript is spliced from 25 exons. The record is from RefSeq and is a predicted model, not a curated record.